Molecule: messenger RNA, 2133 nt
Organism: Rhododendron vialii
Lineage: Eukaryota; Viridiplantae; Streptophyta; Magnoliopsida; Ericales; Ericaceae
Product: probable WRKY transcription factor 21
Exons: 3
Coding region: 745-1776 (343 amino acids)
Biological process (GO): regulation of DNA-templated transcription
Molecular function (GO): sequence-specific DNA binding; DNA-binding transcription factor activity
Source: RefSeq, a predicted model, not a curated record
ACGCCGGGUCCUCCCUCUCCCUCUCUGUCUCCCUCUCUCUCUAUCUAGACUUUCGAUAGUCUCUCUCUAAUCUUCAUCCCCUUUCCAAAAUAAUUAGCAUUAAAAAAUCAUACUCCAAGUUUUCACUUUCUCCGUGAUGUGAAUUCUUCUCUGCCCAAGCAACAAAAAAGUCUUCUCUUUCACACCUUCGUCGAAUCGCACACCCAUGGCUACAUUGAAAUAAAAGAACCUAGGGUUUUGACAGACCACACGCUCCAACAAAGGUUCGGUCUUUGAUGUUCUCUUAACCCUUCUCUAUCCUUUUCUUCAUUGCAGCUUCUAUUUUCCUGUAAAUCUAUCUGGGCUGGGUUUGUCUUCUUCGAUCCAUUUUCGAUACCCAAUUCAAUCUGAUUGGAAAUUCCAGAAAAAAAUGAUUAUUUAGCUGUUGGGUUUCUGUUAUAUCUGGUUAUGAAUGAUUGAAGAUCCACUUAAUCAGUAGAUUUUGGUAUUUUGGGGAUUUUUGAGUUGUUUUUUGGUACCAUAGUUUUUAGGCGGUUUUCUUUGGUUGUUUUAUGGGGGGCUGGGAUGGAAGAGAUUGAAGAAGAGCUGGGUAUUUAUUUCAUCGAAAUCGGUUUUUGUAGUUGGGGUAUUUUUGUUAAAGAAUGAAUAAGGAUCCAUCAAAUCUGUAAAUUUUAGUGAUUUUGUGCUGUUAUUGUGUUUGGGUAGAUUUUAGGGUUUUCUUUUGGGUUGGUAUAGUGGGGUGAGAUGGAGGAAGUUGAACAAGCUAACAGAAAAGCAGUAGAGUGUAGCCUUAGAGUUGUUAGACUCUUAUCUCAGCCCCAAGAUCAGACUCAGCUUAGAAAUAUAAUGGUGGAAACAGGAGAGGCUGUGUUUAGGUUCAAGAGAGUUGUUUCUCUUCUUAAUUCUGGAUUGGGUCACGCAAGAGUAAGAAAGGUCAAGAAAAUGCAAACCGCUUUCCCGCAAAACCUCCUGCUCGACAAUCCGAUUCGCAGAACAGAUCAUCAACCCCCGCAUAUUAAUUUUCUUCAAAACCCAAUUCAAGAAAUGGGUUCUCAUGUUAAAAGUUCUCUCGCGUUGGGGAACCCAUUGUUUGAUACGCCUUUGAAUGGAAAAACCCCACUUCAACUUGCUCAGCAAAUACCACAGGCAAAACACCACCAUUUCAUUCAACAGCAGCUGCAGAAACAGCAAGAGAUGAUCCAGCUUCAGCAGCAGCAGCAGCAGAUGAAGCAGCAAGCGGAAAUUAUGUACCGUAGAAGUAAUAGCGGGAUCAAUCUGAAUUUUGAUGGCUCCACGUGUACACCCACGAUGUCAUCCACCAGGUCUUUUAUCUCUUCAUUGAGUGUAGAUGGGAGCAGUGUGGCUAAUUUGGAUGGGAGUGGCUUCAAUUUAAUUGGUGCAGCUGGCUCUUCUGGUCAAAAUCCUCACCAACACAAGCGAAGGUGCUCUGGAAAGGGAGAUGAUGGAAGCACGAAAUGUGGGAGUAGUGGUAGAUGCCACUGCUCAAAGAAGAGGAAACAUAGGGUGAAGAGAUCAAUAAAGGUACCUGCGGUCAGUAGCAAGCUUGCGGAUAUCCCUCCCGAUGAGUAUUCAUGGAGGAAGUAUGGACAGAAGCCCAUUAAGGGUUCUCCUCAUCCCAGGGGAUACUAUAAAUGUAGCAGUAUGCGGGGUUGCCCUGCAAGGAAACAUGUGGAGAGGUGCUUGGAAGAACCCUCAAUGCUUAUUGUAACUUAUGAAGGAGAGCAUAACCACCCGAGAUUACAACCACAAACCUAGAGGAUGGCUUCGCAAUGAUUAGUUUCAUGUUGGAUCCAGCAGCACUCAAUCAUGAUUUGCUUGGAUCGCUCGUGUAGAUACUUUUUGUCGUUUAAGCUUUAGAUGCAUGUGGAACAACUUUCUUGUAUUCGGGAAUUGGCACCGUGAGGCAAGCAGAUUUGAAGCAUGUCCAACAGAAUUCUGUGAAUUCUAACUGAAUGAUUGUGAGAACAGUCCUCAUCGUGUAUGGCAUUCUCUCCUCUCUCAAACAGUUUAGGUUUUUUUUUUUUUUCGUCCAUGGAUUUUGGUUUCGAUUAUCAGAAAUGUAACCUGGGUUUCUCUGGUGCUGCCUUUUAAGUACUCUCUCACAUUUCGACA